Penicillium soppii is the source of this 1332-nucleotide messenger RNA. RefSeq lists its product as uncharacterized. The coding region runs from base 1 to 1332 and encodes 443 amino acids. The transcript has a single exon. Lineage: Eukaryota; Fungi; Ascomycota; Eurotiomycetes; Eurotiales; Aspergillaceae. The record is from RefSeq and is a predicted model, not a curated record.
AUGCAGCGCAUUCAACACGAAUACAUCCAUACAUCAUACCGCCCACCCUCAAAGAACACCUACUCAGCCGUAUCAUCAGGUCUACGAUCAGGACACAGCCCGGAUUCCCAGUCCUUGUCCGUGUUAGUCCGCAACCCGACAUUGGACAACACACAGAACAGCUCAGACUCAGGGCAGAAUAUAGCGGGGAGCCAUUCACAAGCAUCUGCACUCCCCCCAGACGAUCUAUACUAUGCGUCGAUGCCAGUGGGCGGCCAAACCUCAGGAGUAGGCUCAGCAAUAAUGCCGACACCACGAGGCACAAAGCGGCACCGCACAAGCAUCUCGGACGAAUCUUCGCGCCAACACCGCCGCCUCACCACCAAAGAAGAAGUAGCUCUCUUCGACAUAUGCAACCAAAAUGCAGCCACAUUCGGCAACCGCAGCAACCUCUGCAAAUGGUGGCAGACCAUCGCAUCAGAAUUCAAGCGCACCCACGAAGGCCGCUCCUACUCAUGGCACUCCGUCCGGCGCAAGGUAGAAAUGGUGACUAGACAGCGGAUCAAAUUCCUCGAGGACCGACAUCGCGACUCAAACGCCGCAACCUCAAGAGCAGAAGAAGCCAUGAACCCGCAAUGGCUCGCGGCAGUCGACGCCUGGAUCCCCACCUGGCAGCACUGGGAAGAAACAGAGAACCGCCGGAUCGCGAAACGCGACGAGAUCAAGAACCGCAGAGUAUCACAGCCCCAGCCCUACGGGCGGGAUUCCAAAACCGACGAUUCAUGGCGCCUGCCAGGCUCCACAGCCACAAGCCCUGACAUUGGCGCUGCAAUGAUGGGCAUACUACCCUCGAACGAAGUAACAAGUCCAACGCCAGCGCCAAUCCCACCACCCAAUUUUCUCGAAUCACCGCCAUCACCCACAGCACCAACGCUGAAGCUCCCGCCGGGCUUCGAAACAAUGUUCUCAAAUCCCGUUCAGCCCCCGCUAUCCUCUACACCACCGGUCAACGACGGUCGCAUGGUAUCGGCUGUUCUCGAGACCCUGGGAAAACUCAACAAGCACCUCGACGCGGCGUCCAGCGAGCCAAGUGCUGCGUCGCCUAUGUUUUCGGCUCUGGUGCAGGCUGCUGCGGAGGCUCCAAGUAAGGAUCCAGACGUGAAUGUGAAUGCUCAUGCGCAGGUCACGCAUGUGGACAUUGAGCGCAUGAAGCAGGAGUUGAGAAUUGAAAUGCAGGGGCAGUUUCGACGAGAGUUGGAGAGGAGUCGGGUUGCUAUGGAGGAGAAGCUGGAUUCUGUGCAGCAGACUCAGGAGAUGAUCCUUGAGAUGUUGAGGCAGGAGCCUGGGCGAUGA